This is a messenger RNA of Didymosphaeria variabile, 1020 nucleotides long. RefSeq lists its product as uncharacterized. Lineage: Eukaryota; Fungi; Ascomycota; Dothideomycetes; Pleosporales; Didymosphaeriaceae. The transcript has a single exon. Bases 1 to 1020 code for a protein of 339 amino acids. The record is from RefSeq and is a predicted model, not a curated record.
AUGUUCCCGCAUAUCCUCACUACACUCCUCGCGAUAGCCCGUUUCCGAGGUAUAACAGCAAGGGGUAACGGCUUUCGACACGAAGCAAUAGACGCGUCAGAUCAGCAUUACGAACGAGUCGAGAAACUUGAUCCCCUCAUAUUCGAUCGUACCAUCUCAGAGCAAUGUCCGGUGCCAACACGUUCGAUAUACAGCUUGCUGUAUCCCUCACCAGAUGCUUCGGCGAUUGAAAUCACAAGUCAAAGCCAGGUCGUUACCUCGUAUCUUCCAGAGAUGACAUGGUGCGUCGGACCACCCGUCGCCUUUGCGCCAGUGACGACGAAAGCGCCGUAUCUCAACCACUCUACUGAAUACGAAGUCGUCUCCGCAGGCACAGGGCGCUGCGAGACGGUCUACGUACCGACCGAGGCCACUGUCUGCGCCACGACGCUCACUGGAAUCGCGUCGAAGAUCAUAGUGUCAGAAUGUGAUCAAGAAAUCACCUUCUCGAGCGAAUGUGGGUUCACAUUGGAGACCCCCUCACCAGUGACAUCGAACUUAUCACUGAUCACGCCUGCUCCAACGGUAAAGAGAAUGACAACAUAUUGGGUUGCGCCGUGGCAAUCUUUGACGGCGGGAGAAGCGCCAUCUGAAGUGGACAUCAAGGUGUGCACAGUCCAGGAAGACGAGAGCUUGGAGUGUAUUCACUACCAGGAAGUGUGGGAAGUCGUUGUAGUCACAAAGACUUUCACAACGCAUCGUAACGUGCAGUUGACUACCACUGUUACCGGUCCUGGUACGCUUAUAGUUGAGACAAUGACGGCGGUCAUAACAGACACGGUGGAAACCAUAGACCUGUCGACAACGCUUUUGCUGGAAACUGGUGUUGAGACGGAGAGUACGAGUAAAAAGAAGAAGCUCGUUACGCGACCGAACGAACCAAGUGAUACGGUGGAAACAAGCGUUCCAUUGGUGACGAGCGAACUGGGCACAUCUACCCUAUACAUCACGAAAUACGUAAAGUAUAAGUCGCCUCGGUGA